AUGGAACACGACAUUGUCAUUGAAAAAUUUCUACCAACCGAAAACAGAAACCAAGAAAUUGUUUUGUACAAAAAACGAUGGUUAAUACUUACUUUAUACAUUUUAUAUGCCGCAAUUAAUGCUUUCCAAUGGUUUGAAUACUCAAUAAUUGCAAAUGUUUUAAUGAAAUUUUACAAUGUUAGUGCCGUUUCCGUUGAUUGGACUUCAAUAAUUUACAUGGCAUUGUAUAUGCCAAUGGUUAUACCAGUAUCAUAUCUCAUGGAGAAAUUGGAUUUACGCCAAAUUGCAGCAAUUGGUGUUUUGGGAACCGCAUUAGGCACAAUUGUUAAAGUCUAUUCACUUUCACCAGAUCAAAUGUGGGUGACAUAUCUGGGCCAAACAAUUCUUUCUUCCAUGCAAGUUUUUAUUCUACCUCUACCACCUCGCAUAGCUUCGGUUUGGUUUGGUUCGAAAGAAGUAUCUUUAGCAUGUGCAUUGGGUGUGUUUGGGACACAGUUAGGUCAAGCGAUUGGAUUUGUUGUUCCUCCGAUUGUUGUACGAUACAGUGAAGAUGUGGAGACGAUUGGGCGUGAUUUGGGUGUUCUAGUCAAAGGAUUAGCUUGGCUUACCUUAGUUGUUACUGUUGCUGUUUUAACAUAUUUUUCCGCUCAUCCCACCACUCCACCAAAUGAUAUAAACAACGAAAGAACCCAUUUUUUUAAAUCCUUGAAAAAUUUAUUUAGGAAUAGGAGUUUUAAUUUUCAUACUGUCGCAUAUGGGAUUAAUAUUGCUGUGUUUACUUCAAUUUCAACGCUACUGAAUCAGUUUUUUUUGUUUCACUUUCCAAAAUCGGAAGAAGAUGCUGGAAGAGUUGGUUUAAUAAUGGUAAUUUUGGGCAUGAUGGGAGCUAUAGCUUUCGGUUAUAUUUUAGACAAGACACACCGAUACAAAGAAAUAACGUUGUGCAUGUAUAUUGCAUCCUUUUUAUCAGUUAUUGCUUUUAUGUUUUCCCUCGAAUCGGGUUCAAAAAUUUUGGUCUACAUUUCCGGAGCUUUAGUAGGCUUAUUCAUAAAUGCAUAUAUGCCAGUUGGACUAGAAUUAGCAAUAGAGCUGACUUAUCCAGAACCUGAAAGCACAAGUUCCGGAAUUUUGAUCUCCAUGACCCAGACAUUGGGUGUUUUAUUUACUUUAAUGUUAGGUUCUCUAUUUUCAAAUUUUGGCAGUUUUUGGGCAUUGGCCACAAUGGCUUGUUGCCUUUUCGUUGGAUCUGUACUUACUGCAUUUAUAACGAAUGUAAAGAAACGGCAAAAUGCAUUGAAACGAUAAUAAUAAUAAUUAAUAAAACGGUACUAAUUAAGAAAAGUGUUUUAUUAAACG
This is a messenger RNA of Tribolium castaneum (red flour beetle), 1356 nucleotides long. RefSeq lists its product as uncharacterized. Gene Ontology annotation, cellular component: membrane. Gene Ontology annotation, biological process: heme export; transmembrane transport. Gene Ontology annotation, molecular function: heme binding; heme transmembrane transporter activity. The transcript has 7 exons. The record is from RefSeq and is a predicted model, not a curated record. The coding region runs from base 1 to 1305 and encodes 434 amino acids. NCBI's taxonomy places the organism in Eukaryota, Metazoa, Arthropoda, Insecta, Coleoptera, Tenebrionidae.